Molecule: messenger RNA, 3377 nt
Organism: Myotis brandtii (Brandt's bat)
Lineage: Eukaryota; Metazoa; Chordata; Mammalia; Chiroptera; Vespertilionidae
Product: NACHT, LRR and PYD domains-containing protein 2
Biological process (GO): regulation of inflammatory response
Cellular component (GO): cytoplasm
Molecular function (GO): protein binding
Source: RefSeq, a predicted model, not a curated record
AGAUGGAUUUCAACCUGAGGCCUCUCCUGGAACAGCUGGAGCUGGAGGAGCUGAACAAGUUCAAGUCUCUGCUGAGGACCCUUCCCCCAGAAGAUGAGUUACAGCACGUGUCCCAGACGGAGGUGGACGAGGCCAACGGACAGCAGCUGGCGGAGAUUCUCACCACCCGCUGCCCCAUCUUUUGGGUGGAGAUGGUGACCAUCCAGGUCUUUGACAAGAUGAACCGAACGGAUCUGUCCAAGAGAGCCAAGGAUGAGCUCAGAGAAGCGGCUUUGAAGUCUCUGCAGAAAAACAAGGUUCCAUUGUCAGGGAUAGCACGAAUUCGGGAACCCAAAUGUGCAAACGAGGAAGAAAUACAACAGCAUUUAGAAGAAGGAGGAGAAGGAGGAGGAGGAGAAGGGGAAGAGCCAGGUACACAGGACACCUACAGCAGUAUAUGGGAGACAUCCGGGCCCAUCUGGAAGCAAAACCUUUGGCCCGAAGCCAGUGAAAAACUCCAUAGAUUCACGCAGAGAUACGAGAGGCUAGUCCCCUUCUGUAACCCCAACAUGCUGGCCGGGCCCUUCCCGCACACGGUGGUGCUGCAGGGCGCCGCGGGCGUGGGGAAAACCACGCUGGCCAAGAAGUGGAUGCUGGACUGGGCACAGGACCACCUCCCGGGGACAUUCCACUCCGCCUUCUACCUCAGCUGCAAGGGGCUGGGCCGCCAGGGCCCCUGCACUUUCACAGAGCUCCUGGCUAAAAAGUGCCCAGAUGCGCAGGAGGCCAGCCCCCAGGUCCUGGCCCAGGGGCAGAAGAUCCUGGUGGUCAUCGACGGCUUCAACGAGCUCAGGGUGCCCUCGGGGUCCCUCAUCCAUGACAUCUGUGGCGACUGGGAGAAGCCAAAGCCCGUGCCCGUCCUGCUGGGCAGUUUGCUGAUGAGAAAGCUGCUGCCCAAGGCCACGCUGCUGGUCACCACGCGCCCGGAGGCCCUGGGGGAGCUGCGGCUCCUGGUGGACCAGCCGCUGUUCAUCGAGGUGGAGGGCUUCCUGGAGGCGGACCGCAGGGGCUACUUCCUGAAGCACUUCGAGCAACAGGACCAGGCCCUGCGCGCCUUCGAGGGCAUGAAGGGCAGCCCGGCGCUGUUCCACAUGGGCGCGGCGCCCGCCGUGUGCUGGGUCGUGUGCACGUGUCUGAAGGGGCAGCUGGAGAAGGGAGAGGACCCGGCUCCCACCUGCCGGACCCCCACCUCGCUGUUCCUGCGCUUCCUGUGCAACCAGUGCUCCCCAGCGGCCCCUGGCAGGGGCCCCGUUCUGCACCUCCCCACUGCGCUCCAGGCUCUGAGCCUCCUGGCCGCCCGGGGCAUCUGGGCGCAGACGUCCCUGUUCGAUGGCGAAGACCUCGGGCAGCUGGGGGUCAGCGAGUCCGACCUGCGACCUUUCCUGGACGGCAAGGUCCUGCAGGCGGACGUGGACUGCGAGGGCUGCUACGCCUUCCUACACCUCAGCGUCCAGCAGUUCCUGGCCGCCCUGUUCUACCUGCUGGACCGCGCAGAGCGAGAGGACGCGGGCGGCUGGGCACCGGACAUCGGGAACGUGCGCGCGCUGCUGUCCAAGGAGGAGCGGCUGCUCAACCCCAGCCUGACCCCUGUGGGCUACUUCCUGUUCGGCCUCGCCAACCAGGAGAGGGCCCGGGAGCUGGAGGCCACCUUCGGCUGCCGCGUGUCCCUGGACGUCAGGCAGGAGCUGCUGAGUGAUGCGCAGCAGGGACUGGCCCUCUCCUCCAGGGCGGACACCCGGGAGCUGAUGCGCUGCCUCUAUGAGUCUCAAGAGGAGGCGCUGGUGAGGGAGGCCCUGGCGCCCAUCACGGAGCUGGCCCUGCACCUGCAGAGUGAGAGGGACCUCGUGCACGCGUCCUUCUGCCUCAGGCACGGCCAGGCCCUGCGCAGGCUCUGGCUGCAGGUGGAGAAGGGGAUCUUCCUGGAGAAUGAUGGGGCCUCGGAGCCAGGCACGUGGGCGGAGCGGUCCCAGAGUGAUCGGCACCUGCUUCCCUUCUGGGCGGACCUUUGCUCCAUGUUCGGCGCCAACCAGAACCUGGUAUUCCUGGACAUCAGUCGGAGCUUCCUCAGCACCUCGUCGGUCCGGCUUCUUUGUGAAAAAAUCUCCUCUGUGCCCUGUAGCCUCCAGAAAGUGGUCCUCCGAAAUGUGUCCCCAGCUGAUGCUUACCAGAACUUCUGCGUCAUUCUGGGUGGUUACGAGACUCUCACGCACCUGACCCUUGAAGGAAAUGAUCAGAAUAACAUGCUGCCCAUACUGUGUGGGGUCUUGCUUCACCCAAAGUGUCAUCUGCAAUAUCUCAGGUUGGUGUCUUGUUCGGCCACCGCCCAGCAGUGGGCUGAUCUCGCCUCCUCCCUCGAGACGAACCAUUCCCUCACGUGCUUGAACCUCACGGCCAAUGAGUUCCAGGACGAGGGCGCCAGGCUGCUGUACAUGACCCUGAGACACCCCAAGUGCAUCCUACAGCGGUUGUCGCUGUUCCACUGCAACAUAACCAGUGACGGCUGCAUCAUCCUCGCCAAGCUCCUCCAAGAAAGCUCUAGUCUCACGCACUUGGACCUGGGGCUGAACCACAUCGGAAUCACUGGGGUGAAGUUUCUGUGUGAGGCUCUGAAGAAACCGCUGUGUCACCUAAGAUGUCUAUGGUUAUGGGGGUGUGCGAUUACCCCUUUUAGUUGUGCAUACCUCUCGUCGGCCCUUAGCAGCAACCAGCACCUCGUCACUCUGGACCUGGGCCAGAAUUCCCUGGAGUACAGCGGGAUAAAGGUGCUGGGAGAUGCCCUGAAGCUUCAAAGUUGCCCUCUGCAGAAACUCAGGUUGAAGAUCGAUCAUUCUGAUGCCCAAAUCCAGAAGCUGCUGGAAGAAAUCAAAGAGGGCAACCCAAAACUGACUAUUGAGAGGGACAACCAAGAGCCCAGAAAUAACAGGCCUUCUUCUGCAGACUUUAUUUUCUGAAUCCCCGCUCCGAGUCAUUCGUUGUCCCUCCAAUCAAGGCGCCACGGCUCUUCGAGGCGAGGGUGAGCUUCCCGUGAGCCCGCUCAGUGUCAGGAGUUUCUGGACCCGAUGGGAUCUGAGCCAUGGUUGCACCCUCCCCCUUACACAAAACACGCACGUGUCACUUAAUCCUGUUAUGAUGAGCUGCCCCAAUCACGAGUUGAUCAAGAGAAAUAAAGGUGCACGCACUUGUGGAGGACGUUGUAUUUAUUAACAGAGUCAGACCAGAUGCAGAGGUCCAUCCAGGAGCCAUCUGAGAGAAGGCUGAAGAAAGAGGAAAGCCCGGCCAGUGGCUCAGUGGAUUGAGCAUCCUCCCAUGCACCAGAGGUCACUGGUUCGAAUCCCAGU